AAUUUAAAUUAUAAUACAUCAAUCUCUAAUUUUUUUAGUCUUCUAUGUAAUUUUUUAAAAUUUUAUUUUAAGAAAAGAUAUUCACGAUUUAUGAACAUCCAUUUCAAAUGUACCGCCGACGCUUCCUAGCAUGGUCCGCUCUUUUUCUCAUCACAAACUCAAAACUUUUAUUCUUCGCAGACGCGCCACCGCCGUUUCGCUCUUCUCCACUGUUUCCUCCUCCACCGUUCCUCUGAUCACCUCCACUCUCCUCCAGCAAUGCAAGUCUCUCUUCCAGGCCAAACUCAUCCAUCAGCAACUCCUCAUCCAAGGCCUCACCGACCAGCUUACCACCCACCUAAUUUCAGCAUACAUCGCCCACAAUGCACCUUCCACUGCCAUACCGCUUCUCGAGCGCCUCGUCCCAUCAGCUGCGGCGGUUUUCUGUUGGAAUUCUCUUAUUCGUCGCUCCGUGACCCUCGGCUUCCUCCAUGAUGUGCAUUCUUUGUUUCUCAGGAUGCAGAGGCUUGGCUGGCGGGCUGACCAAUACACCUUCCCUUUCGUUCUUAAAGCCUGCGGCGAGAUUCCGUCUUUUGGCCGAGGGGCUUCCGUUCAUGCUCUCGUUUGCGGUUACGGGUUUGAGUCCAAUGUCUUUGUUUGUAAUGCGAUUGUGGCAAUGUAUGCCCGGUGUGGCGCAUUGGAGGACGCGAGGCAGAUGUUCGAUGAAAUGUGUGGGAGAGGGGUUUGUGAUGUUGUCUCAUGGAACUCCAUUGUAUCUGCUUACGGGCAGAUUGGCAAGGCGAGGAAAGCGCUGGAGUUAUUUUAUAGGAUGACUGAUGAGUUUUUGGUCCGCCCAGAUGUUGUUAGCCUUGUCAAUGUGCUUCCUGCUUGUGCUUCUCUGGGCGCACUGUUGCAGGGCAAGCAGGCCCAUGGUUUUGCAGUGAGAAGUGGCUUGGGUGAUGAUAUUUUUGUGGGUAAUGCUCUGGUGGAUAUGUAUGCCAAGUGUGGAGUGAUGGAGGAGGCAAAGAAGGUUUUUGAAAGGAUGAAAAUGAAGGAUGUAAUUUCUUGGAACACCAUGGUUACUGGGUAUUCUCAGAUUGGUGGAUUUGAUGAGGCUCUUGGUUUGUUUGAGAAGAUGAGGACAGAGAAAAUUGAGUUGGAUGUGGUGACUUGGAGUGCUGUCAUAGCAGGGUAUGCUCAAAAGGGAUACGGUCCCCAGGCAUUGGAUGUGUUUAGGCAAAUGCAGCUGUCUGGGUCAAAAGCAAAUUCUGUUACACUUGUCUCAGUCCUUUCAGGUUGUGCUUCAAGUGGAGCAUUACUUCAGGGUAAGGAGAUUCAUUCUCAUGUCAUCAAAUGUAUUUUGAACAUUGAUGAGAUUGAUCAAGAGAAUUAUCUUUUGGUGAUAACUGCUCUGAUUGACAUGUAUGCUAAGUGCAAAAGUAUCAAUAUAGCCCGUUGCUUAUUUGACUCAGUUGCGACAAGUGAUAGGACCGUUGCUACUUGGACUGUCAUGAUUGGAGGAUAUGCUCAGCGUGGGGAAGCCAAUUAUGCAUUAGAACUUUUUUCCGAAAUGUUUCAAGAACAUAAAACUGUGAAGCCGAAUGCUUUUACCUUAUGCUGUGCUUUGAUGGCUUGUGCUCGUUUGUCUACACUGAGGCUUGGUAGACAAAUACAUGCAUAUGUGUUUCGCAAUCAAUAUGAAUCUGCAUCAGUGCUUUUCUUGGAAAAUUGCCUUAUAGAUAUGUAUUCAAAAUGUGGGAAUAUUGAUGUUGCUCGAGUUGUGUUUGAUAACAUGCAGCAGAAAAAUUCCGUUUCUUGGACAUCCCUAUUGACAGGUUAUGGUAUCCAUGGCCGGGGUGAAGAUGCUAUUGCAGUUUUUGAUGAUAUGAGGGUGGCAGGUCUGGACCCUGAUGGUAUAACCUUUCUGGCUGUGCUCUAUGCUUGCAGCCAUUCACGAAUGGUCGAUCAGGGAGUCAGAUACUUCAAUAACAUGCAUACAGAGUGUGGGGUUGUUCCUAGUUUGGAACAUUAUGCUUGUAUGGUUGAUCUACUGGGUCAUGCUGGUCAAUUGGAUGAAGCCAUAAAGCUUAUUGAGAGCAUGCCUAUGGAGCCAGCCCCAGUAGUGUGGGUGGCCUUACUUAGUGGCUGCAGGAUUCAUGCAAAUGUUGAACUUGGGGAAUAUGCUGCAAACAGAUUGAUGGAAUUGGAGUCUGAGAAUGAUGGAUCUUAUACACUACUUUCAAACAUAUAUGCCAGUGCCAGGCGUUGGAAAGAUGUAGCACGUAUCAGAUCUUUGAUGAAAUAUACAGGGAUCAAGAAAAGACCAGGCUGCAGUUGGAUUCAAGGAAAGAAAGGCACAGCAACCUUCUUUGCUGGUGACAGGACUCAUCCAGAGUCGGAACAAAUAUACGAGCUUCUUGCAAGCUUAAUUCAACGCAUCAAAACCAUGGGAUAUGUUCCAGAGACAAGCUUUGCACUUCAUGAUGUAGAUGAUGAGGAGAAAGAUGAUCUUCUCUUUGAGCACAGUGAGAAAUUAGCUCUGGCCUAUGGCAUUCUAACAACAGAUCUGGGGUUGCCUAUACGAAUCACCAAGAACCUGCGUGUCUGUGGUGAUUGCCAUAGUGCCAUUACUUACAUAUCCAUGAUUGUUGAACAUGAAAUUGUACUAAGGGACUCAAGCCGUUUCCAUCAUUUCAAGAACGGAUCUUGUUCUUGCAGAGGAUACUGGUAAUGCUGAAUUAUUGAUCUUGAAGUAUCAAACACAAUUAUAGGGUACAUGCCUAGUUUAUUAAACAGUACUGGGGAAAUACCAUUAAAAAAAACAGUGCUGGAGAGAUAUUUAUAUUUAUUAAUCUACACUUCGGUGAUUGUAUUUGUUGAGCAGCUCUAUUUUGGAUAAAUUUCCUGACUUCCUCAAUGAGCAAUUUGGACUCUGGCAAGUCUGGCAUAGAAUAAAACACCUGAAAAGCA
Messenger RNA from Rubroshorea leprosula, 2949 nucleotides. The record is from the annotation of a GenBank genome assembly. Lineage: Eukaryota; Viridiplantae; Streptophyta; Magnoliopsida; Malvales; Dipterocarpaceae.